Olea europaea var. sylvestris is the source of this 672-nucleotide messenger RNA. Its product is annotated as peroxisomal (S)-2-hydroxy-acid oxidase-like. Gene Ontology annotation, molecular function: oxidoreductase activity. The coding region runs from base 72 to 509 and encodes 145 amino acids. Gene Ontology annotation, cellular component: peroxisome. The record is from RefSeq and is a predicted model, not a curated record. The transcript has 4 exons. NCBI's taxonomy places the organism in Eukaryota, Viridiplantae, Streptophyta, Magnoliopsida, Lamiales, Oleaceae.
AAAGCAGACUGUGAUAAUGGUUUCUUCCUGACCUUGGACAGGAUGUGAAGUGGCUCCAAUCAAUUACUUCAAUGCCGAUCCUAGUUAAGGGUGUAAUCACUGCCGAGGACACACGGCUUGCUAUUCAGAAUGGAGCAGCUGGUAUUAUCGUAUCUAAUCAUGGUGCUCGCCAGCUUGAUUAUGUCCCUUCUACUAUCAUGGCUCUAGAAGAGGUCGUGAAAGCUGCACAAGGCCGAGUGCCAGUGUUCUUGGAUGGAGGGGUACGGCGUGGAACAGAUGUUUUCAAGGCAUUAGCACUAGGAGCCUCUGGUAUUUUUAUUGGUCGACCUGUGGUCUUCUCAUUGGCAGCUGAAGGAGAAGCCGGUGUGAGAAAAGUACUCCAAAUGUUGCGAGACGAGUUUGAGCUGACUAUGGCAUUGAGUGGCUGCACUUGUCUUAAAGAGAUUACUCGUAGCCACAUUGCGACAGAGUGGGAUGCUCCUCGCGCUCUUCCAGCUGCUCGGUUAUAGAAAUGUGCAUCAAAUGUACGACGGACUUUGAAAUCGACAGAUUUCAAGUUUACAAGAAAAGCUCAUUUUAUUUAAGAAUCCAUAUAUAUGUUGAAAACGAUUUGCCUUUGAAUGCUGAUGGAGUUAUAUAUUUUCAUAAAUGGCCCGAGUUGCCUUUGGUGUA